Triticum aestivum (bread wheat) is the source of this 762-nucleotide messenger RNA. Its product is annotated as (E)-beta-caryophyllene synthase-like. The annotation marks the transcript as partial. Gene Ontology annotation, biological process: terpenoid biosynthetic process. Lineage: Eukaryota; Viridiplantae; Streptophyta; Magnoliopsida; Poales; Poaceae. Gene Ontology annotation, molecular function: terpene synthase activity. The record is from RefSeq and is a predicted model, not a curated record. The transcript has 3 exons.
UAUUUAUCAAUGGAAGACAGGGCAGAAGAUAUUAAGCAAGAGGUGCUGAAAAUCAUACUAAACACCAUGAGCUCCACUGAUCUACCUCAAAAGCUGGAGCUUGUUGACACACUGCAGCGUAUUGGGGUGGACUAUCACUACCGACAGGAGAUUGAUGAAUUUCUGCGUGAUAUAUAUGGUGACAAGCAUGAAAUUCAUGACCUUUAUACAGCUGCCUUGCGGUUUUACCUGCUUAGGAAACAUGGCUACCCUGUCUCUUCUGAUGUGUUUACCAUGUUUGUUGACGGGAACAGAAUUAUUGGGAGCACUGAUGCUAUAACUUUGUUGGUUCUCUACAACGCUGCACAUCUGAGAACCCAUGGAGAAAAAAUACUUGAUGAUCUUAUGACUUCGACAAAGCAGCUCCUAAAAUAUAUGGUGAACCAGUUGGAUCCGGCAUUGGCACAAGAAGUGCAAUACACCCUAGAAACUCCCCUUUUCAGGAGGCUUCACCGAAUUGAAGCAAAGCGCUACAUCUCAACAUAUGAGAAAAAGCACACACGAAACAAGACCAUAUUGGAGUUUGCAAAGCUGGACUACAAUAUCGUGCAAAGUUUGUACUGUGACGAGCUUAAAGAUCUUACCCUGUGGGACGAGCAUGCAGCUGAGCAAGUCCCAACAUACAUGAGGCCGUUCUACAAGGGCACCGUUUCCACCAUAAACUGCAUUGAAGAGGACUUGAAACUUCAGAAAAAUAAGCAUGCUGAGUUGGUUAAAGAACUG